Molecule: messenger RNA, 2917 nt
Organism: Populus euphratica (Euphrates poplar)
Lineage: Eukaryota; Viridiplantae; Streptophyta; Magnoliopsida; Malpighiales; Salicaceae
Exons: 5
Coding region: 352-2688 (778 amino acids)
Source: RefSeq, a predicted model, not a curated record
AAAUAACACACCCCAAAACGCCCAUUUCCUUUCAAUUUUCAUUUUCAACUGCUUAGCGCGCUUCUUAACUACCUUUUUUCUCGCGCUCUCUCUCUCUCUCUCUCUCAGAAUUCUAACGUUGGAGUUGGUUAUUUUUGUGCCUUAAAAUAUGUUGUUUUGUUGAAAAUCUUGUAAAGAUUGCACAUUUAGGAGCUUUGAUUAGAUAAUGUGAAUUGUGCUAUCGGUGGUGACAUAUACUGUCUCAUGUGUUUGGACUGGCUUUAUUAGAUAUCAAGUGCAAAAGAGGAGCAACGGGUUGAUUCUUAUGGUUGCGCUGGUAUUGCAAGGGGAUGUGAUAUUGAUUCUCCAUGUAUGGAGCAUGCUGAAAAGAAGAAGAUGAAUAAAAUGAAGACUGUGUCAGCCAAGAGGGAGAUUGAUAGUCCGUCAUCAAAAAGUGAUGAAUUUCCAAAGCAAGAUGUCUCCUUGACAUCUGAAGGUUCCGUUUGUACAACUGAAGCUUUAUUUGAUUACAGCAGUAAGGAUACAAUCUGUUUUAAGGGUUUAGAUCUGGGCAAAAAGGGUACUGAAGGAGCAGGCAGCAACCAUAUUACCAGGAAUUUAGAGGAAGCUUGUAAGACCAUGGACAUUAAAUCUUACUGCAAAGUUUGUGGCAGUCGAAGUACCAAAUAUGGCUGCCAGUGUUUUAAUGUCGACAAUGUUGAUGUUAUGGUAAAAUCUGAUGUUGCAAACAAUGGCUAUCACCAACAAAUCUGGAGGGCAAAGAAAAAUAGUCCAUUGAACUGGCAGAAGAGGCAGAGAAUUUUCAGGGAGGGUAAGUUGCAUUGGGAAAGUAGAUUGGAUUGUGCAAACAUGAAGGAGCAUAUGAGCUUGCGAGAGAGAAAUUUCUGUUCACGACAAAACUCAUUUGCUGAUAAAGGGUUGCUACCCACACCCAUGGUUUCUUCUGCUGGGCACAGCAAUGCUGCCUGUGUAAGCAACAGGAUGGCAAAUGCAGAGAGAAAAAUGCACAGGGGAUUCAAUAGUGAAGUAUUUUUUCAAAAUGACUGGGUCCCUAAGCAUAGGUUGAAUGGGAAUCAUUCUCAAUACUUUUCACAGUCAAAUCAAGCCCAGGAAAUUGAGUGUAACAAAUCAAGAUUGCUUUCUCAUUGUACAUUUGAGUAUGAUAGAAACCACAGUAGAGGAAUAGGAUGUGGAGGUUAUGGCCAAACUUUCUCUAGGCCUAUUUUCACUCAUGGUUCAUGCUGCUUAAAUCCAUCUUCAGCUGCUUCUGCUCAUAUACAUCAAAGAUUUACUAGGUUUAUUCCUAGGAUGAAACAUGUGACAGAGAGGUGUUCCGAUACUUCUGUAGAUGGUAAACUCCAUUCGAGAUUGAUAUAUUACAAUCAAUACAGAGAAAGGCAUUUUAUUCCUCGUGGAGCAAAAGCAAUGUGGGUUCCUGUUUGUACCAAGGAUUCAGUGAUGCCAGAGAAAACUUAUCCUGCUAGUGUUUGUGAUUCUUAUGAUAUCCUGCAAUUUUCAUGCAAUGAGCUGCCUGAUAGCCAUUCAAAGGGAGAUGUGGUUCCUUCAUGUGUUUCUUCUUCUUUAAAUGAUUCUAAAAGCUCAAGCUUGACAUCCAGUCACAGAAAAACCUCUGUUGAAGGGGAAGCCCCAAAAUCUGAAGAGUUUUCUGCAGAAGCUCAGAAAGUUGAAAGUGCUAUGGAAGAUAUGGCAUGCACUGAAAAAUCCAGAGGUGUCUCUCAGUUCAUUGGGUCACAAGUGAGAAAUGAAGAAUCAAAUGCUGCUCAAAAACUGCAACUAGAAUAUCAGAGUACAUUGGGCCAUCCAAUAGCAGAGUUUGAAAGAUUCCUUCACUCUGCUGCUCCUGUUAUCACUUCCCCUUGUAUAUAUAAAAAUGAGCUGUCAAAUAGUUCUCUUCAUUCGACACAGAUACCAAUUACAUCACUUCAGGCUGUUUGGAAGUGGUAUGAGAUGCCUGGGAAUUAUGGGUUAGAAGUCAAGGCAAGAGAUUCUCAAAGUAUAAAUGGUUUGCUUGCUGGAUCGACAUCAUUCUGCGCAUAUUUUGUUCCUUUCCUUUCAGCUGUUCAAUUAUAUGGUUACCCACAUCUCUCAGAUGCUUGUCCAGAGGAUCUGCACACAAACCCUGAACUCAUUUUCGAAUUUUUUGAAUCUGAGAUGCCACAUGUUCGAAAGCCUCUUCAUUUAAAAAUCAGGGAUCUCAUCAGUAUCGGAACUUCUAAUCUUCAAGUGUUUGGUGAUCCAUCAAAGCUAGAAUCUAUGAACCUGCAUGAUCUACACCCUGCUACUUGGUUUUCAGUUGCAUGGUACCCUAUAUAUCGAAUUCCAGAGGGAAAGUUCAGUGCUUCAUUCCUGACUUACCAUUUAUUAGGUCAAUCAGUUGUGCAAAGCAUUCCAAUUGAUUCACUCAGUAAGAUGUUUCAGAUUGUCUUCCCAGUGAUAGGAUUACAAAACUACAAUACACAGGGCGAAUGCUGGUUUGAUCUCAGAACACCUGAUGAACCUUCUUCAAGAAAAACCAUCAGAGCUAGAACUGCUGCAAUUCUCUGUGAAAGACGCAGAACACUGGAGGAAAAUGCCUCACUUCUCUCUAGAGGAACAGUUACCAAGGAUAAAGCCAAGGGGGUUAAUCAGCAUCCAGAUUACAUGUUCUUCACUUCUCGGAAGAGCUAGGUUGCUCCUUCCCGCAUCACAUCUGACACUGUACUGAUUUCUGGAAAACAAAAGGCAUCAUGUUUGUUUAGCAGAGAUUUUCCACUGUAACUGUAGUUGAUUUCCCUAUAACAUGCAGUUUAGCAUAGAUUUUCCACUGUAAAAUUAGAAAUCACUCUCCAUUUCGAGUGGCUUUACAUUCCAAAACUUUUUCCUGAUUGAAUAAUACCUGCUGUAUAUUGCAUCUCCA